Messenger RNA from Cetraspora pellucida, 670 nucleotides. Lineage: Eukaryota; Fungi; Glomeromycota; Glomeromycetes; Diversisporales; Gigasporaceae. The record is from the annotation of a GenBank genome assembly.
CAUUAAAGAUUACAUCAAAAAUGAGGAACAUUUUGAAAAGUUUGAAGUUGAACAAAAUUCUUUACCUACAGUCAGUAUGCUAAUGCUAAAUGAAAGAUUCUUCGGUCAAGUAGAUAAUAUUAUUAAAAGCUUUUUAAUUCCUAUAAUACUUAGGAAACAAAGAUCUCAAAUGAAUCAAUCUUCAGAAGAUGAUGAUGAAGAAAUAAGUAUUGGAAUUAAAGAACAAGAGCAGGAUAUGCAACAGAUUCUUUUUAAAAAAAAUAUAUUAUUCAAACAAAGCAUCAGUUUUCAACAUUUUUUAUCUAUUCGAACUGAUUCACAUAGUUCUCAUUCAACUAUAAAAUCACCUAAAACUGUAUAUGCAGAAUUAGUUAGGUUAUCAAAGAAGGCUAUCGAUUGUACUAUUAAGACAGAUAUACAAUAUGAAUUAUCAAAUAUUUUUAAAUCCUUUAUUUAUGACAUCCAGAAUAAGCCUCCAAAAAGAUUAAAGGUGAAUGUUAAAAAAAGUUUACAUAAGGAAAAGGAAGUUCUGUUAGAUAAUACAUAUAUUAAUGUAAUUGAAGAUGAUACUUCAAAUAGUGUAGAAAACUUAAGCGAUACAAAAGGUCAGAAAUGUGGAAAGUGUAAGCAAUAUGGGCAUUAUGCAAAAACAUGUCAAAAUGUUAUUUAG